UUAUUAUUUGUUUACACUUUUUUCAUUUGAAGCACGAAUUAAGAUAUUAUAUCUUAAAUCGUGAUUUGAAGAAAUUCAAUAUCUAUUCUAUAUUAAUUUAUAAUUAAUUAUUCAAUUUAUAAUAUUUUCAAUUAUACAUAGGUUAUGAAUAUUUUUGUGAUGUAACUAUUACUUGAUUUUCCAACAAAAGAUGGACACUAGUCGCAAUACAGUUGCAGCCAUAUUAGAAGAAGUGAGAGAUGAUGUGCACAGUUCAACAAGUCCUUUAUCGCAACCAGUCCGUCCAACCAGCACUAAUGAUGCUAAUAAAAUUGUCAUUUAUGUUCAAGACAAAAAUCGUUUUGUGAAGACUGAACAUGCUGAUUUCUUUAAUCAUGUAAAUGAUCAUCCACCUUCAGAGAACUACAAUAAUUUACGUCCAAUAGCAGCAAGAGUUCAAAGGGUAUUUGCAUCUUUGGGCACUGUCAGUCAAGGUCUACUAGCAGGAGUAGCUUUAGCACAAUUAUUCUUGGGUGAAGCAUCCCAACGAUCACCAUUAAUAUUGAUGUCAUUUUUCUUAUUGUCGACUAUAUGUAUGUGCACAGUUCUGGAUAUUUUUGACUUGUACAGAUGUGAGAGCUUCAAACCAAAAUAUAUUUUAGUAUUAUUCUUAAGUGUAUUAACAGCUUUAGCUGCAUUUGCAUGUACUACAUAUGAUACAGCUAUUAUGUCUGGUAGCAAAGUGGAAGCCAAAGUUUCGGAGACUUGGCGAGCAUUAAACUGCUGUCGAUGUUAUGGUGCUGUUCUUGGAUGGAUUAUUAUUAUUAUUAUGAAACCUAAAGAUCAAUUAGCAGAAUAUUUAAAUAUUGAUUAGUUUUUAAUUUAAAAAAAUAUUUUUUUGUUAAUUUUUAUUGAAAAAAAAAAUCUUAGUAUGAAAUUUCACUAAACAUAUUCACUAUUUUACAUUUAGGUAAUACUAACUGUGUUAGGAGAAGACUAAUGGUAGAAAUUCACAAAUGUGUAAAUCAAAUUCUCCAGUUUAUGUUGACAAGUUUCCAGAUAGAUCUAUUUACUCUGGGGCGUCAUAGUUUGGUAAAUGUAUGAAGUUGCAUGGCCUACAUCUAUAUGACCUCUACAUUUAUAAACUACAACAAUUCAUGUUGGAAUAUUUUUUGAUGCAAUUUCAUAUCAACUUUUUUGCAGUGUUUAAUAAAAUAAUAACUAUGCUUAAAAUAUUGUUAACAGUAGGUACCAAUAAAAUAAGCUUUGGUACUCCAAACCUCUGUUGUAUAAGAAACAGUAUUAUAACACAGUGGAUUAAUCACCUUUUAUGUUUCAUUUAAAAUGCUAAAUUAUUUUAUAUCAUUGUAUAAAGCCAAACCACAAUUAAAUUAUAUAUAACAAAAACCUUUAUUUUAUACACCAACAGAACUAGUUUAACCAAUAUUGUUAUUGUAUUUGAAUAAACUUCUAUACAAAAUCUUCAUAUAAAUAAACCAUUUUAAAAUUGUAUGCACAGUAACAUCAAGACAACUGGGACCACUGCUUGCACCACCAACCUAAGCCCCCCCCUCCCUGAUAAAAAAAACAUUUAUAAUGCACAUUUUUUUUGAUGGAUGCCAAAUUAUUAUUAAUAUUAUUUUUCUAACUAAAUGUAUAAUCAAAAUCAUAAUCAAAAUUAUUUUUAAAAAUAAUUGUUAUUAUUCAAUGUAAUGUAAUAAAAAUAAACUUAAUGUACAAAUAUUUAUGUGCCUUAUGUAUAGAGUUAUGUAUAUUGUUCCUGAAUCAAUCAAAAAUCAGGAAUUUUAUUUUUGUUAAAAUUAUAAAAUAAUUUUUCAAUAUUUGUAAUAAAUUGUAUGUAUACUUACUAGUAACUACGAAAAUAUUAUGUUCGUGUUAAUUUGUAUUUGUCAUUAUAUGGACAAAAUAAAUAUUAUAAUUACAUAAUUUA
Messenger RNA from Metopolophium dirhodum (rose-grain aphid), 1930 nucleotides. RefSeq lists its product as uncharacterized. Bases 191 to 853 code for a protein of 220 amino acids. The transcript is spliced from 3 exons. Gene Ontology annotation, biological process: cilium assembly. Lineage: Eukaryota; Metazoa; Arthropoda; Insecta; Hemiptera; Aphididae. Gene Ontology annotation, cellular component: ciliary transition zone. The record is from RefSeq and is a predicted model, not a curated record.